This is a messenger RNA of Odocoileus virginianus texanus, 888 nucleotides long. RefSeq names its product neuritin 1 like (gene NRN1L). The record is from RefSeq and is a predicted model, not a curated record. Gene Ontology annotation, cellular component: plasma membrane. Lineage: Eukaryota; Metazoa; Chordata; Mammalia; Artiodactyla; Cervidae. Gene Ontology annotation, biological process: nervous system development; neuron projection extension.
AUGUGUGUGCUUUUCAUGUGUCUUUGGUGUGACUUUGAUAACUGCACUCUCUUAACCUGCCCCCUCUCUUCUCCCUGUGCGGAGCUCUGUCUAGGCCAACCCAUCCCACGGGGCCUGGACACCACCCUCAUCUGCCCAGCUACUAUCCCAGAUCUCUCCAUCUCCGAGGCAAGGGCGCCCCAGCGUCAGCUCAGCUCCCCACUAUGCUCCUGGGUUCUCCUCUCUGGAGUCCCUCCCUCCUCUUUUGCCUAUUGGAACUGGGGUGGGGCUUCUGGGUGGCUGAGCCCCGCCCCUCAUCCAAUCACAGUGCCUCUUCCCGGAGGCUGGGCCGAAGGGCUGCCCUCCAAGCUGCUAGCCCUGUUAGUAGGCUCCCAGCUGGGGAUGAUGCGCUGCUGCUGCUGCUGCUGUCACCACCGGCAACAGCCCUAUGCACUGGGGCUGUUGCUGUUGCUGCUGCUGCCGCCCCUCGUCCCUGUAUCUCCCCUGGCAGCAGCUGCAGCGGGCCCAGGCCGCUGUGACACCAUAUACCAGGGCUUUGCUGAGUGUCUCAUCCGCUUGGGAGACGGCAUGGGCCACGGAGGCGAACUGGAGACCGUCUGCAGGUCUUGGAAUGACUUCCACACCUGUGCCUCACGAGUCCUAUUGGGCUGCCCGGAGGAGGCAGCUGCCGUGUGGGAGUCACUACAGCAAGAAGCUCGCCGGGCCCCACACCCAGAUAACUUGCACACUCUCUGUGGCACCCCUGUGCGCCUUCAGGAGCGUGGCGUGGGCCCAGAGACCAACCAGGAAACCCUGCGGGCGACAGCACCGGCGCCCACCCCGGCCCCCACGCCCCCGCUGCUGGCAGCUGCUCUGGCGCUGGCCUGCCUCCUGGGGCCCCUGGCCUAG